GCUCGCUUGGAGGAGCACACAGCCGAUGCUGGGCUACUCGAGGCAGCAGCGUGAAGUGGCGGCGACGUCGGCUCAUCCACGCUCUGCUCUCCCCAGUUCUUCACCCGAGCGGAGCGGACAGCCUCGCUGCCUGGCUUAAGAUGGACGGCCAGAACGGCGAUUUUAACAUCCUGCUGGCCACUGAUUCGUACAAGGUGACUCAUUAUCAGCAAUAUCCACCCAAUACAACCAAGGUCUAUUCUUACUUUGAAUGUCGCGAAAAGCGGACUGAAAAUAAAUCCAACAAGGUGCAAUAUGAUGAAACUGUGUUCUAUGGUUUGCAGUACAUUCUGAAGAAAUAUCUAGCAGGCAAAGUUGUAACUAAGGAAAAAAUUCAAGAGGCGAAAGAGCUCUACAGAGAACAUUUUCAACAUGACGUUUUUAAUGAGAGUGGCUGGAAUUAUAUCCUUGAGAAACAUGAUGGUCACCUUCCAAUAGAGAUCAAGGCUGUACCUGAAGGAAGUGUCAUUCCACGGGGAAAUGUUCUCUUUACGGUUGAAAAUACAGAUCCUGAGUGUUAUUGGUUAACUAAUUGGGUUGAGACUUGCCUUGUUCAAACUUGGUAUCCAAUUUCUGUAGCUACUAAUUCCAGAGAGCAGAAGAAAAUUUUGGCCAAGUAUUUAAUGCAGACUGCUGGUAAUUUGGAUAGACUAGAAUAUAAGCUUCAUGACUUUGGCUAUCGAGGUGUUUCCUCUCAAGAGACGGCAGGAAUAGGGGCAUCUGCUCAUCUAGUAAACUUCAAAGGAACUGAUACGGUUGCAGGAAUCACAGUGAUCAAGAAGUAUUAUGGAACAAAGGACUCCAUGCCAGGCUUUUCAGUGCCAGCAGCAGAACACAGUACAAUUACAGCAUGGGGAAAAGACUGUGAAAAAGAUGCCUUUGAACACAUAAUGAAGAAGUUUUCUACUGUGCCUGUAUCAAUUGUCAGUGACAGUUAUGAUAUAUAUAAUGCUUGUGAAAAAAUCUGGGGUGAGGACUUAAGAGGUUUGAUAGAAGGAAGGAGUCCUGAAGCUCCACUCAUUAUUCGGCCAGAUUCAGGAAAUCCACUUGAUACAGUUUUACAGGUUCUUGAAAUUCUUGGGAGGAAAUUUCCACCAAUCGAAAACUCUAAAGGCUAUAAAGUAUUUCCACCAUUCUUGAGGGUCAUUCAGGGAGAUGGUGUGGAUAUCAACACUUUACAAGAGAUUGUACAAGGAAUGAAAGAACAUAAAUGGAGCAUUGAAAACAUUGCCUUUGGAUCGGGUGGAGCUUUGCUGCAGAAGAUAACAAGAGAUCUUUUGAAUUGUUCUUUUAAAUGCAGUUAUGUGGUGACCAAUGGUCUCGGGGUAAAUGUUUUCAAAGAUCCAGUUAUGGAUCCAAAUAAGCGAUCCAAGAAAGGGCGUCUGUCUUUGCACUGCACUGUUUCAGGGGAUUAUGUUACACUCGAAGAGGGUAAAGGUGAACUAGAACAAAAUGGGCCUGAUCUACUACACACAGUUUUCAAGAAUGGCAUAGUUGUUAAGAGCUACACCUUUGAUGAAGUGAGGGAAAAUGCACAACUGAAGAAAAAAAUGGGAAGCUCCCAAAUCUGUGAAUUCAAAUAAAUGUCUGCAGAAUGAUGUCCUAUGUCUGCUGCAGAUUCCGUGCACAGAUGUGUGUAUAUAUUCGGUUUUAAUUUGCCUAUUAAAUCUAAACAUUUAUAAUUAUAUGCUGUACCAUGUAAACAGCAAAUGAUGAUCAAGCGUACAGUGAUCAGCCAGUAUGGUUUGUAUUUUUAACACUGUACACAGUAUGAACAAUUUAUUGCUUUGAACAGCUGCUACUUGUGUUUUUAAAUGUAAAUUGUAAGGUAAAUAGUGGUUACUAGGAAUUAUGAAAAUAUUACAAAUGUUGGCCCAUGUUUGUCAUGCAUUUGGACUGGAUCUCCACCUUAAGUAGUAAAAAAUUUGGCCGAUGUUGGAAAUAAUUUAAAGAACUUUUUUAGUGUACAUAUAUACCAAGCUUUUUUUAUCUUCAUGUUUUGUUUUUCCUUAAAUGGGAUUUCAGACACUGUUCCUGUUUUGGAAUAAGGGCAACUUUGCAGAAUAAAAAAUAGGGUUGUGCCAAAGUACAACCGUUUGAUAUUGUGUUGAACAAAGCCUUUUUUGCACACACACGAUUAGAUUUUGAAAGGUUGGAUAGUUAAUGGUCCACUUAUUUUUUAAACCUGUGUGUGCUGAAAAUGCAGGCUUUUUAAGAGCAAACAUGGAGGGUGUCCACUCUAAUUAAAGUUGCUCUUUGCAACUGUCAGAACUAAAUUAAUGCAGAAGGUGUUUUUCUCUCUCUCUCUCUCUCUCUAUCUCUCUCUCUCUCUCUCUCUCUAUCUCUCUCUAUCUCUCUCUAUCUAUCUCUCUAUCUCUCUAUCUCUCUCUCUAUCUCUGUCUCCCUUCCCCCCCUCCCUCUCUCUCUCUUCCCCCCCCCCCUCUCUCUCUCUCUCUCUCUCUCUCUCUCUCUCUCUUCCCCCUCUCCCCCCUCCCUUGAAUACACUGAUUAAUUUUGAUUGGACUUUCAUGCACUUGAGCUUAUAACUUCUGAAAUUGAUAUGAAGGUGACUUCCCUUGAACACUUUAUUUCUUUUUAAUUCAAUUUACUUUUUGCUGAAUCACUACUAGUUGUUUCUGAAGUAAGAUAGGGAUGGAAGAUGAAAAUUGGUAUGUAUUAUAUACAUCCCCCCCCACCCCCCGUAGAAAGUUGGAGUAAACCCAAUCUGUAUUGGAAUAAGAAAUGGAAAUGGUAAUUAAAUAUUGUAAAUCUAUAGGAGUGAAUGUAAAUUCGAUCGUGUCCCAUUAGAGUUAUCAUUUCUGGAGAUAAUUUUGCGCACCAGUAGCGUGUAAUAUUUUUUUUCUGUAUGAUUGUUUGACGUCUCCAGUUUCAGAUUAUACUUGUUAUAUUUUAUAUUUUUUUACCACGGCAACAAAUCUAAAUAUUAAAUACAGCCUUGGACUAUGCAGUUGGAUUUUUUAAAAAAUUUCUUACAUGCACAUACUGAUUGCAUUCAUCUAAAACGUAAUGGUUUAACAAGAAAUUUAAGAAUAAGUUGAAAAUAAACACCUUUAUAGGUGUAAUUGAUUCUCUUUGUUUCGUUCACCCAUAUAAUCAUGAAGUGGAAGUACAAUUGUUAUUAGUUGUAUUUUUAAAAGAAGUGUAACCUUAAAUAAUUCAUUGAACUGAUUGGUGCUAUUUCUGUGAAGUGUGGCUUCCUCUUGAUAUUAAUUCCACACUGAUGAUAGUCUGUCAAGGAAAGAAACAGGAAUAAUGUUGUACAAUUAUUCAAAACUGAGAUCAAACAGAACAGCAAGUAGAGGGAACAAAGUUACAAAUGAUUAGAACAUUUUAAAAUAUUUGCUGUAUGAUUGUGUAGUAUUAAACUCAACACCAAGGUGUUUUCAUUUCAUAACAUUUCUGUUUUCAACCUACUUUACAUUCUUUAAAAUAAAAGGUUGUUCAACUUGCAUUGAAUAAAAUGCCAAUCUCACUUGACACAAAAUUUAUUUGUUAUGUGAAUGUUACAUAGAACCCUGGCAAGGAACUUCUGUUGGGGGUUCAAUCAAUGCAUAAACUUCUACAGCGUAAGAGCACAGUCUGGAUGCAAAAAAAAAAUCCAUUGUGCUGUAUACAGAAAUUUUCUAUCAGAUGUUCAUGAAUGAACUGCAGUGUUAAGCUGGGGUUGAAUGGUUGUGACAAUUAUAAAUUCAAGUAUCUAAGAAUUGAAAAGCCUGAAAGGAGAGUUACCUGCAAAUCAGUCAUGUGUUACAGUGACCCAUUGAGUAAUGCAUCAAGCAAACUAGCUUACUACAAUGCAGAAAGUAACUGCUUGGCCCAUCAAAUCCAUGCCAGCUCCUAGCAGAGCAAUCCCAUUAUUCCUCAGCACUGCAAUUUCUCUGUCUCCCAUGCCCAUCAAUUGUCAUUUGAUUCCAUAAACUACACCAAGGGGUAACUAAAGUGCUAGCUCAAUUUUGAGAUAGGAGAAAGCCAGGGCACCUCGCUCAAAUUCGUGCAGUCAAGGAGAACAGACAAACUUCACAGCUGGCACCAGAGGUUAGGAUCAAACCUGGAUUGUGGGAGAUGAAUCAGCACUAAUAGCCGCACCACUAAUGCCACCCAAUUUUGUAUUUACUUUUCUUUAACCACUGCCCCCCCCCCCAAUUUGGUCUUUCAAAUGGGCCCAGUAGGCCUGAGUGUAGCGCCUUUGAUUCAAGCCUUGUCAUCAUGUAUUAGUUUAUAACUUCUCACCUUUUAAAUAAAUUAUUAAGACAAUAUUAUUUUCAAGGAAUAUCUCUUGGCAGGGAUGGUUUCUGAGUUAGAGCUGCUAAUCCAAUUUUCAAUGUAGUUUGCACCUUUAAAACAGUUAAUGUUGUCCUCUUUCCUAAUGCCUGCAGAAAUUUUGUAGGUAUCUGAGACAGCCUUGUUUUCAGAAUAACUAAAUUUUAUUGAUACUGGUUUUGUCAAUAAGUCUGAGCACUUACCCUUUUAUAAAUGUAAUAAACUGGACUACAAAGCCAUCUCUUAUUUUGUAUACAAAUUUGAGGUGGUUAGCUAUCCUAAAUACCUCUUUUUAAAUGAAUUUUUUUCCUUGUGUAUUGACUGAUCAAUGAACUUUAAAUAAUAAGGCUUUGUUUUACACAAUGUAUACUUUGUCAAUUGGAAAAUCUUACUGCAUCUCUAAUUUUGCAUAAUUGCUUACUUUUGCUGAACUUGAUGCCAUUUGCUGUUUCUCAAUUUCUCCUAUAAAAUAUAUUUUUCCCAUAAACCUGAAACCUAUCUGAAAUAUUAUUAAUAAAAUGUUUCUUUUGA
Molecule: messenger RNA, 4851 nt
Organism: Mobula hypostoma (lesser devil ray)
Lineage: Eukaryota; Metazoa; Chordata; Chondrichthyes; Myliobatiformes; Myliobatidae
Gene: nampt1
Product: nicotinamide phosphoribosyltransferase 1
Exons: 11
Coding region: 141-1622 (493 amino acids)
Biological process (GO): NAD+ biosynthetic process
Molecular function (GO): nicotinamide phosphoribosyltransferase activity
Source: RefSeq, a predicted model, not a curated record